AUGGGGGCACUCAACAAGUCUUUGCCGUCCUUCCGUUGCCUCGUCUUUUCAAUCCUUCUGCUUUUCUUCCAGACUCAAUCGGCUUUUUCCGGACCCCUUUACAUCCGCGACCCUUCACCAAGAGCUGCCUUUGUAGCCCUCGUGUCUCCGAACCAGCAGGACCAAAUGGUUGCCUCGGUGGUACAGCUCGAGCAGCGAUUCAACAGGAAAUACUGCUACGACUGGGUCUUCUUCAGCUACGAAGACCUUGGGGAAGACUUCAAAGAUGCCACCUCGAAUGCCACUGCCAGCACUGUCACAUACAACCUGAUCCCCCAGCAACAUUGGUCGAUUCCCGGAUCGGUUGACGCUGGUCGCUUUGAAGCUGCUGCCCACCACAAGAGCCGCUGGUCUGCUGGUCUAUUUGCAAGGGAGAAGCGUCUCCAAGCCUAUGACUGGUUUUGGAUGGUCGAGCCUGGCGUAAGUUGGCUCCCGUCUUUCUCUAUCAUCUCCUUCCACACCCCCCUGUUACCUUGGGCUAAUGGCAGCCGGCUAUUCGUCCAGACGCAGUUCAUGUGCGACAUCAAUGUCGAUGUCUUCCGCCUCAUGAAAGAACGUGGCAUUGCGUAUGGAGUCAACAAGGCACCCCAUCAGAAUAUCGAUGAUUCGAGGCUGUUGUGGCAGAGCACCAAGUCGUUCAUCAUCAAACACCCUGAGCUGGUUCGGCCUACUGCCGACAUCACUUGGAUCCUGAGCGAUGACGGCAAUCUGAGCAAGCCCAGCGUUUCUUCCGACUACUACGUCGAUCACUCGGACGAGACGGAAGUCGAGCGCGACUUUCACUUGAAGACUAGGCCCUGCAGAGCCAGCGGACCAGAGACUGAGGGCGGUGUACGACCCAGUAUUCCCCAUGAGGCUGAUCCUGAGCAGUUCUUCCCCAAUUUGGUCGCGAGUGAUUAUUCUGCCUGGCUUCCCUCCGCCUACGAGCAGUGCGGUGCAAACACUCCCAUCGAGAUCGGUAACCUGAACCACUUCCGCGGUCUCCAGCACAGUUCCUACUUCAACCACCUUGACGACGCCGGCGAUUUCUAUUACGCCAACACUGGCAACGUCCCCGUCCACUCUUUGAGUGCUACCAUGUUCCUCCCUCGCGAGAAGUUCUGGCUCCCCGGUGAUAUCGUUUGCGAGAUGCGUGGCCUCCAGAGUUGCCCUUCCGUGACGGGUUUCAUUUCCGAUAUCGAUACCGCUGACGACUCGACCUUCCUGACUGACAUCUUUGGCAGUUCCUGGUUCCAGUCGUACGAGGGCAGCCAGCUUUCCGUCUUCCACCGCAUUUGGGCAAACUUGGCCUGGGGAAUCGCUCGACAGAACGCCAUCCCUGCUCCACAGACUGGUCACACCGCUCUCGACGAGCGCAACUUCAAGAUGUACAAGCCGGAGCGAUACCCCGUCGAUGUCAACCUGGGCUGGUACUCGCUGGAGGACACCUGGCGCUCGUGGUCCAUCGACCGCACCAAGUGCUUCUUGACAGCUUUGGGAUGGUAG
Molecule: messenger RNA, 1524 nt
Organism: Colletotrichum higginsianum IMI 349063
Lineage: Eukaryota; Fungi; Ascomycota; Sordariomycetes; Glomerellales; Glomerellaceae
Product: Glycolipid 2-alpha-mannosyltransferase
Exons: 2
Coding region: 1-1524 (507 amino acids)
Biological process (GO): protein N-linked glycosylation; protein O-linked glycosylation; cell wall mannoprotein biosynthetic process
Cellular component (GO): membrane; Golgi apparatus
Molecular function (GO): alpha-1,2-mannosyltransferase activity
Source: RefSeq, a predicted model, not a curated record